AUGAAGUUCAUCGCUGUCCUCGCAUCUCUUUUUGCCAGUGCGUAUGCGCAAGGCAUCACCAUUGGCUCUCCUACUACGGGAAGCACCAUCUCUACGGGAGAUGUAGUCGUUGAAGUUGUGCGCCCUGACUCACUCACUGGCUCAACGGAAGUUGCCAUCGUCAUCUCCAUUGAACCUUGCAACGCUGACGGCACCUGCAUCGACCCUGCGGAGCGGCUAGGGACGACACUUUACAACGGUCCUUACAACCCCCAGUUUCCGACGACCCCUACUCCCCUUGAUCAGCCAGAACAGAACUUCACUGUGUCUAUCCCGGAUUCGCUUGCGGGCCAGAAAGCGCUUCUCAGCGUUGUCCAUCUCUCCCUGGUGGGGGCUGGCCCGUUCCCGCUAUUCGAGAUCGUGAAUGCAACAGUGAAUGUGGUUGCUAACUGA
Peniophora sp. CBMAI 1063 is the source of this 432-nucleotide messenger RNA. The record is from the annotation of a GenBank genome assembly. NCBI's taxonomy places the organism in Eukaryota, Fungi, Basidiomycota, Agaricomycetes, Russulales, Peniophoraceae.